GGCAGACAGACAGGCAGGCAGACAGACAGACAGGAAGGGAGAGGGAAAGUCAUCUCAAACAAACUCAUUUGCAUAGCGAGAUUAGAACGUCAAAAUGUAGUUUGCGCAGUAUAAUUUUGUAUGCUUCAAGAUCGUAAUGGUCUUGUUGUGUUAGGUCGCUCAUGAUGUCAACGUUUGAUUAAAAUGGAAAAUAUAUGGACAGACAGACAGACAGACAGACAGACAGCGAAGCAAUUGCAAAGUACGUGCUAUUGAAAUAGUCUCUCACAUGGCCUUUGCACACAUGUACAAUCCUUGCCUAAUUAUUAACCGACCAGCCAACGUGCGCGAGCACAGUGUGACGACCUAAAUCGGGAAAAACCGCAUUUAAAAAUAGUAACGCUAUCGCGCACGAAAAACCGGACCGCGAGGCAACCGCAUCCAAAUAUGUGAUCACCAGAGCAUCGUAUGAUCCCAACCGCCCAAUCGGAAUGAAGCGCACUAAUCAAGUACAUCCACCCGACCUCACUCAAUACACUACUACUCUCACAUCGGCCAACGAUGCAAGCACCGCGUCUCAUCUCGCUCAACAAACAAGAGAACCGGCCGCCGGCCGAAGUCUCCGACACCGUCGACUCUUACCUCCAAUUCUACGACGAACGCAAAGGCUCGAAGCUCUCCGAGCGACGAAAAAACGCCGUCGAGGUCGUCACCAAGUUCUACAACGUCGUGACGGAUUUCUACGAGUAUGGUUGGGGUCAGUCGUUUCAUUUCUUUCCGGUCAAGAAGGGAGAGACAUUCAAUGAAGGCCAGACCACUCAUCAACAUCGGAUGGCGCUCAAGGGCAAGAUCGGCACGGGAAUGCGCGUUCUGGACGCCGGGUGUGGCAUUGGUGGACCUGGACGUGAGAUUGCCUCUCUUGCUGAAGCGAAAGUAACCGGACUCAACAUCAGUUCCUACCAAAUACAACGUGCCCGGGCGAUCACCAAGAAGGAAGGACUAGAGCAUCUGUGUGAUUACGUUGAGGGCAGUUACACUGACAUCCCAUUUGAAGACAACACUUUCGAUCGAGUCUUUACUAUCGAAUCGAUUUGCCAUGCAGGAGACAAACGGCAAGUGUUCAGUGAGAUCUAUCGCGUCCUCAAGCCCGGCGGCCUCUACGUUAGUCACUACUGGGCCCUCACCGACAAAUACGAUGAAACAAAUGCAGAGCACAAAGAGGCAAUCAAAUUCAUAGUGGAAGGCAAUGCUCUUCCCGAGCUGCAAUACAUGUCCACCAUACAACAGCUAGUGCGAAACUCUGGUCUCACUCUCGUAGAAGCCGGCGACUUCAACGACUUAUCACAAACACCGUGGUCCGUAUACCUACAAAGCCCAGGAACAUUCAGCGUCCAAAACUUCCGAAGUAGUUGGUUGGGUCGAACCAUAACCCACACACUACUCUCUCUCCUGGAGACUAUCCAUGUAGCUCCGAAAGGCUCCGUUCGUUCACAUCAAGUUUUGUUGACGGCAGCAACAGGACUCGUCCGUUCCCAACAGUUGGGAAUCUUCACUCCAAUGGGGUUUUUCGUUGCUAAGAAACCUGAAGAGUAAAGAAUCUCUACGUGACACAGUGAGUAAUGUAAAGUCUCUUGAACUAACGUUGAAGUAGCCUGGGAGGAGGAGAGAGUUAAUGGAUCAAAUCUAAACGGACUAAUCCAAAUGAUUGUAGCUGGUGCCCUCGUGUGGGAUCCGCCCACACAUUGUUUUUCAGAGUGUAGUCAAUGUUUGUUGCGAUAGUAGACGUGAUUUUUAGAAUCCCGAUAUUGGUGUCGAUCUAACUUAUACAAAUGAUGGAAAUAUAGUACAAGUGUGUACGUAA
This is a messenger RNA of Corticium candelabrum, 1840 nucleotides long. RefSeq lists its product as uncharacterized. Bases 541 to 1572 code for a protein of 343 amino acids. The record is from RefSeq and is a predicted model, not a curated record. Gene Ontology annotation, molecular function: sterol 24-C-methyltransferase activity. Gene Ontology annotation, cellular component: endoplasmic reticulum. Lineage: Eukaryota; Metazoa; Porifera; Homoscleromorpha; Homosclerophorida; Plakinidae. The transcript has 4 exons. Gene Ontology annotation, biological process: sterol biosynthetic process.